AUGGCUGCAAGCAAUGCCAGCGGUAUCAGCGCUCAGCUGGACUUUAGCAAAUGGGACUUUCCGCAGGAGCGCAUUUGGUGGCGCAAGUCGGACUUUGAAAUGGCUUGCAAAAUUUGCACGUUUGUGCCUUUGAUUGUGUUUGGUUUGUAUGGCAAUUUCAUGAUGGUUUACCUCAUAGCCAGGAAUCGUGCGCUACGCACGCCUACGAAUCUAAUUAUAGCCAACAUGGCUGUAGCGGACUUUCUAACGCUGCUCAUCUGCCCAGCUAUGUUUAUGAUCAAUGACUUCUAUCAAAACUAUCAGCUGGGCUGUGUGGGCUGCAAGCUGGAGGGUUUCCUUGUCAUGGUGUUUCUCAUCACAGCCGUGCUGAAUCUAUCUGUGGUUAGCUAUGAUCGUCUGACUGCCAUAGUGCUGCCCAUGGAGACGCGCCUGACGCUGCGUGCUGGCAAAAUUCUCAUUGGCUGCACUUGGCUGGCGGGCGUGCUGCUCGCUCUACCGCUGGCUAUCUAUAGAGAGUACAGGGUGCGGGUUUGGCGCAACUUCAAGGAGCGCUACUGCAAGGAGAACACCAAUGUGCUGCCCAAGUAUUGGUAUGUGCUCAUUACUGUGCUGGUCUGGCUGCCUUUGAGCAUUAUGCUCAUCUGUUAUUCUGCCAUAUUCUAUAAGCUCGAUCGCUAUGAGAAGCGCGUUAUGAGCCGCGAGCAUCCCUUGACUGUCAGCUAUAAGCGCAGCGUGGCCAAGACGCUCUUCAUUGUGGUUAUUGUAUUUGUCGCGCUGCGUUUGCCCUUCACCAUUUUGGUGGUGCUGCGCGCCAAGUAUUUCUACACCGCCCAGACCAGCUGGAGCAGCGGCAUGCAGUUCUUUUGGUACUUUUCGCAAUAUCUAAUGUUCGUCAAUGCCGCCGUCAAUCCCAUUAUCUAUGGCUUCAACAAUGAGAACUUUAAGCGCGCCUAUGCCCAAAUCGCGUGCGUGCAACGUCGUCGUCGAGCAGCAGCAGCAGCCACAGCCAACCGCAGUCACUAUUGUUGCUAUUGCGAAUUUAUGCAACGUCAGCGGCCAACAGCAAAGCGGCCUGAGCAGUCAAGCGAACAAAUUACUGAGACGGCUGCCAAGCAAUCGAAACAAUUGCAAAAAACAACACAAGACAAUGCUGACGCAUCGUUAGUUUGUCAAUUAGAUGCAGAUGGUUUUAUAUAAUAAAGUGAAUGCUGGCUAAUUUGCAAUGCAGACCAGUCAACAGUUUAAGCAAAUUGU
Molecule: messenger RNA, 1254 nt
Organism: Drosophila busckii
Lineage: Eukaryota; Metazoa; Arthropoda; Insecta; Diptera; Drosophilidae
Product: neuropeptide FF receptor 2
Exons: 3
Coding region: 1-1197 (398 amino acids)
Biological process (GO): G protein-coupled receptor signaling pathway
Cellular component (GO): membrane
Molecular function (GO): G protein-coupled receptor activity
Source: RefSeq, a predicted model, not a curated record